Molecule: messenger RNA, 707 nt
Organism: Rotaria sordida
Lineage: Eukaryota; Metazoa; Rotifera; Eurotatoria; Philodinida; Philodinidae
Source: the annotation of a GenBank genome assembly
UAAUUAAAUAUCCAUCAUGGAAAUAUUUAUUAAAUGUUGCUAAUACUGAAUUACCAUUAAAAACAAAUAGUGAAUUAGUUAAAAUAUUAACUAUUUAUCGUGGAUAUAAUGAUAUUGAAGGACGAUGGAAAUCAAAAAAUAAAGAUCGAACAGAAUAUGUUUGGCAAAUAAUUGAUAAACCUGAAGGAGAUAAUAAACAAGUAGCACAAUUAAGAAGAACUAAUGAAAAAAAGACACCACCACCGGGCAAUGUUGAAAUUGUUAAAGGAUCAGCUUAUGGUGCUUUUUCACGAGCAUUCAUCGAGUUUGUGCAAACAAGUCCUGUCGCAAAAGAAUUACUUGAUUGGUCGCGUGAUACAUAUAGUCCAGAUGAACAUUAUUGGGCAACAUUGAAUUAUAAUACACAUUUACAUUCUCCAGGCGGUUAUAAAGCAAAAAGUGAUCCAACUAAUUGGACAGCUCGUUUUGUAAAUUGGGGUGAACAAAAUUGUUAUGGACGUAUAAUACGUGGCAUUUGUGUAUUUGGUAUGUUUGAUUUACCAAUUCUAUUAAAUCGACAUGAAUUAUUUGCAAAUAAAUUUCAUUUAAAUGCUGAUCCAAUUGCAUAUCAAUGUUUAGAAGAACUUAUAUUGAAUAAAUCGAAACUUGAUUUACCAUUAAAUGAUGCAAUAUAUUAUCGUCAAAUGCCUUUUUUGUUACCUUCUUAA